Durio zibethinus is the source of this 2903-nucleotide messenger RNA. Its product is annotated as protein terminal ear1 homolog. NCBI's taxonomy places the organism in Eukaryota, Viridiplantae, Streptophyta, Magnoliopsida, Malvales, Malvaceae. The record is from RefSeq and is a predicted model, not a curated record. Gene Ontology annotation, molecular function: RNA binding.
AGGUCCGUCGAGAAGUCGGACAAAAGAAUUAAUAAGGGUGCAUAAAUAAAGCAGAAGAGUAGUCAAAACACCAGACAUGAAAAAGUAGCAUGCACCAGGGCAAUUAUUACUCAACCCCCUCCGGUUUUUGGCAAUUCACACACAUUCGUCUCUAUCGCCACGUGAACGGCCCAUAUUCUUCAUCACCCCAAAUCACAAGGACGAAAGAUCAGGGAAAAACUCAGAAAAGGGUCUACACUGUAAGUACAUCUUUUCCUUGAGACAUUUUUGGCAACCUUUGUACUGGAAAGGAAGUAUAGCGAAAAGGGCAGGAAAGGAAAGGAAAGGAAAAACCAUAACCUUCCCAUUCUCUCCUUUUAGUUUUACACAGCCACUUUGAACUUUGAAGACUGGAGACUUCGGAGAUGGAAAACAGCAAAAGAAUAAAAACAAAGAAAAUGUUUUCUCGGGUUUUUAACUUCCCAAACUGAACUCAGAAAACAGCUAUAGACAAAUUCUCAGGUAUUUUUAUUAUCAAAGCCGAAGAAAAGAUUUUUUUUUUUUUUUGAGUUUUGAGUACUGGUUUUCAGCCCUGAAACAGCCAUGGGGGAAUCCUGUCCGGUCCAGUUCCCUGGAAAUCUAGACCCAUCAGCACAAGAAUUUUGGCCGGCCAAAAACACCGUUUGCCAACCGCAAAUUCCUCUCUUCGGACCACUUCAAUUUUACUACCCCUAUGCUGCACCGCCAACGGUUCCGUUUUUCGAUGGCGGCGUAUCAGAGUUCCAUACUGCCGUAGCUGUACCUGCUUCGGCACCAACGGCGUACGUUACAACUUCCAUGUUGGUUGUACCGCAGCCGCCACUGACGCUUUCGACGACGGCGGCGACGAGGGCUUUAGUGUUGACGUUUGUUCCAUGCGAUGUGAGCGAGUCUAAGGUGAGGAAAGAACUAGAAGUGUUUGGGGAAGUACGUGGGGUCCAGAUGGAAAGGAUCCGAGAAGGAAUCGUGACCGUUCAUUUCUACGAUCUGAGACAUGCGGAGAGAGCGUUGAAGGAAAUACGAGAGCAACACAUGCAACAAACCAGGGUUCGCAACCAGUAUGUUGCAGCUGCUACCGGGUGUGAACCAGGACAGCUCAACGCGUGUUCUCGGCUGCCGACUCCUGCGCGUGGACUCAUAGCGGGGAGAGCUGUUUGGGCCCACUUUAUUAUUCCGGCAAGUAAUGCUCUUCCUGACGGGAAUAAUCAAGGAACUGUUGUGGUUUUCAAUUUGGACACCGGCGUUUCGCCUUCUAAACUUAAAGACAUUUUCCAAGUUUAUGGCCCCGUGAAAGAACUGAGAGAAACACCAUUGAAGAAACACCAGAAGUUUGUGGAGUUUUAUGAUGUAAGAGAUGCGGCUAAGGCUUUAAGAGAAAUGAAUGGAAAAGAAAUUAAUGGGAAGCAAGUUGUAAUUGAAUUUAGUCGACCUGGAGGAUAUAGCAAGAGGUUCUUCAAUGCUAACAAUGUUAACGCAUUCACAGCUUGCACUGAUAAUAUUUCAUUGACCAAUAAAUAUAAUCUCCAAACAAGAAGUGCGGAGGUCCCAUCUUCUCCUCCCCUGCCGCUGCCUCCACCACAGUCUUUGGCUUGCAAAUUCUCUGGUAGAUGUUCUCCGAACAUCCUUCCUUGUUCUUUUCUUGCUCGAAGCCAAUCACCGACGAAGAAAGUGUGUAGUUCUAGUAAGGGAAACCCUAAUGGGAAUAGCAAUAGCAAGAGUUCGGUCGCUGAAACAUCAGUGGUUGGAGAGAAGGUUGGUGGUGGAGGUCCAAAGAAGACUGCGAAGAAGAACGAAAACAACCAAUCGACGGUGAAUAGUAGCAAUGGGAGUAAGCAGCAGCUGUGUAAGGGUAGGCCAUGGAAAGUUAGACAAGCAAAGAAGUUUGAUACUCGAUUCCUGAUAAGUGAAGAUGCCAUGGAUGAAUCUAAUUGUAAAGAUUCUAGGACCACUGUCAUGAUCAAGAACAUACCCAACAAGUAUAGUCAGAAAUUGUUGUUGAACAUGCUGGAUGAUCACUGUAUUCACUGCAACGAGCAAAUUGCUGCUGGGGAUGAUCAGCUUUUAUCUUCUUAUGAUUUUGUCUACCUUCCCAUUGAUUUUAACAACAAGUGUAAUGUUGGAUAUGGAUUUGUGAACAUGACAUCUCCACAGGCAACAUGGAGACUUUACAAGGCCUUUCAUCAUCAACAUUGGGAAGUUUUCAACUCCAGGAAAAUCUGUGAAGUCACUUAUGCCAGAGUUCAGGGGUUGGAAGCGUUGAAAGAGCAUUUUAGAAACUCGAAAUUCCCAUGCGAAAUGGAUCAUUAUCUUCCUGUAGUGUUUUCGCCGCCUCGAGACGGGCAACAACUGACUGAGCCACUUGCUGUAGUUGGUCAAAAGCAGCAGUUCAUCAUAAGUGGUCCCUCAGCCAAAGCCACUGAAGAAGAAGAUGAUGAUCAUAGUGUUUAUGAUGGUUGCAAUGCAAAUCUGUUUGACGAUGGUGGUGUUGCAAAUUCGGCUCAAGAAAAUAAUGCCAACGAUACCAAUCAUUUAAACUACUGUGAUUCUGAUGGUACCGUUGACCACCAAGAAGAAGCCCUCAGAAAAGGCAGCUGUCAAAGGCCAAACGGUGGCAGUGUUGGCCAUGAUUAAAUAAAGGGCGGAAAGAAUAGUUGCUGAUGUGGCCUGAACAAUAUUUUAACCCCAACGCUGAAGCAAUAUCUCUUUCUGAUUUUUACUGCCACUAGUCUACUACUGCUUCUACAUGUACACUGUGAUGAAGUGAUGAAGUGAUGAAGUGAUGAAGUGAUGAAGUGCUGAAUGAAUACAUUAUAAUCUUUGUUUACUGCAACCUAAGUCAGUGUCCAUUAACGGCUGUUUUUGUUCUUAGAAGUGUCUGCACCAUC